Messenger RNA from Aureobasidium subglaciale EXF-2481, 189 nucleotides. RefSeq lists its product as uncharacterized. The record is from RefSeq and is a predicted model, not a curated record. The annotation marks the transcript as partial. NCBI's taxonomy places the organism in Eukaryota, Fungi, Ascomycota, Dothideomycetes, Dothideales, Saccotheciaceae. The transcript has a single exon.
UCUCUAUCGUUAGUUAGAGAUACCUAUACUUAUAAGAGGUUAAAACAUAUCGAUAUUAUAUACUAUUAUAUUAGAGACUUACACCGGAGAAACAGAAUUAAUGUCGAGUUUAUAGGAAUAAGAGACAUAGUUAUAGACGGCUUUAUAAAGCUAUUGCCUAAGCCGGACUUUAUAAGAUUUAUUAACUAG